This is a messenger RNA of Pseudogymnoascus destructans, 2830 nucleotides long. RefSeq lists its product as uncharacterized. The coding region runs from base 353 to 2053 and encodes 566 amino acids. Gene Ontology annotation, cellular component: nucleus. Lineage: Eukaryota; Fungi; Ascomycota; Leotiomycetes; Thelebolales; Thelebolaceae. Gene Ontology annotation, biological process: protein K48-linked deubiquitination. Gene Ontology annotation, molecular function: cysteine-type deubiquitinase activity; ubiquitin binding. The transcript has 4 exons. The record is from RefSeq and is a predicted model, not a curated record.
ACUCGCAGCCAUCGAAGCCACUCGUUGCCAUCCAUACUGCCGGCUUCCACUUCGCUGUUGCGCGAGCUCGACAAAGCGUUGAUAAAAGAGGAGCCUAUUUGGAGCUUUGAAAGAACAUACCGUAUCGCGCAUUCAUAUAUCGUCUUGGGGCAGUACACGAAUUAUACACUGCCAGGACUCCAUACCACAAAAUUAAAGAGUACGGACAUAUCGAAAGCCCGAGCGACUAGUGGCUUAUCUUCGCCUUAAACGCACAGUAUCGUCCGUUCUCCGUUCUCCGUUCCGUUCUCCGUCCUCCCGUUCGUGCCUACUUUACAAUAAAGGAACAGACUUUCCAGUCUUUAGCGGGGAGAUGUUUCAACCGCAAGCGACCCCGUUCACGUCCUUUGCGUACACCUCUUCAAUACCAAACAAUAACCCACAUGGUGACUAUAGCUUCCAAGCCGCGACGUCCAAUCUGGGGUUAAACAGCAGAGGGCCGACCACCUUCGACGAGCCGAUCUUCAACACCGUUGGCUCAUUCGGCGGCAAUUUGAACCAACUUAAUCUACCUCAGCGCUACAACAACACAAUGAAUACCCCGCCUGUUGCCGGUGACUUGGAGGCCCAAGAGGCGCUUGCAAGAGAGUAUCAACCAGACUUAAAAGGACCCUUGGUUAGGCCCAAGAAGAGCAGUCAUGCCAUCACGGAGGAAUACGCAAAAGCUGACCCGAUCUACGUUGCCAAAACUGCGAAAUUGCCGCAGACUUACAGCCACUACCGACCUGUACUUGGCGAUGGCAACUGUGGAUGGCGUGCGAUUGGCUACUCAUACUUCGAGACGCUCCAGAAGCUGGGUAGCAAAGACCAGCUCGAAGAAGAGAUCGCACGUAUGAUGUCACUAACAAGUUUCAUUGAAACAUGGUGUGGCUACCAAGAAUGGCUCUUUGAGGACAUGAGAGAGGAAGUGCUCAACCUUUUGAGCGACCUUGCUGCCACGGUGCAUGUGGGGCCGACGUCUGAUUCGGAUUCAAUAAUCCUCCUACGCUUUAACGACGAGGAGAUUUCCAAUGCCAUUAUCUACUACUUCAGACUGCUUGCCAGCGCGUGGCUCAAGGCCAACGCUGUCACCUACAGAGAUUUUAUCCCAGAUGGACUUGGUGUCGACAACUACAGCAAAAACAUGAUUGAGCCCGCAAAAACCGAGAUUGAACACUUGGGCAUGACCCUUCUGAUCGAUGUCCUAAUGAAGCCAGUUGGUAUCGCCGUUGAGAUAGUUUAUCUGGACCGGAGUGAGGGCACCGACGUUAAUAGCCAUAUCAUCCAGGCUGAGGAUGAAAGUGGCACCCCGAUCCACGCUGGAGCCCCCAUGGUCCACCUGUUAUACCGUCCUGGUCAUUAUGAUAUCUUGUAUAAGGAGAGGACCCAUGUUCUUUCCUUGCGGCAACAACAGAUCAUCGACGGGGCAUCCGCUUCGGCGAAUAUCCAGGUCAACCGCGCUGGUAUCCUCAACCGUGUCCAGGACCCGUCUCCACUUACAAACUUUCACUCCUUUGAUCUGUCGGGUAUUGCUGGCAUACCUGGUCUAUCAAUGGCGCCUCUCGGUAACCAGGGGUUUACUCCGACAUAUGCCGCACUUGGUGACUGCAAGCCUGUAAUGUCGCCUUCAUACUCACUUGAUACGUCAGUGUCAACACCAACCAUGCCGUCUGUCUCGCCGAUAUCGGCAGUGCCUUCCCAGGCCUCCAACACACCGAUAUUCCCUCCCGCAGCAUUACCAAUACAUAGCGGGCCGUCACAACCGCAGCUUACUCGCGCUGUCCCACCCACGCCGACGGAGGCGCCACCGCCAAACCUAGGCAGCCAGUUCAGGCACUCGAAAUAUGAGUAUGAAAGCGACUGGAAUGACCCAUCGGCGCAGCAAUCGUCGUUCCAGACAAACACAUUUAAGAACAGUCAUUAUAACACUGCACACUACAACAACCCCAACUUUCAGCCCGAAGAGUGGUGUCCAGAUGACGAAGAAAGACCUCAAGCACCGAGGAGAGACUCGGCGCGGCAUAAAUCGGCAUAAGUUAGCCAGAGGAGAUGGCUGGGAUUGCAGACUCGCAAGUUUCGUAACAAAAUUCACUGGCAUACCCGGCAACAAGGAUCAGGGAGGAAAAGGAAACAAACUGUCAAGGGACAUGGGAUAUGGGAUAUGAGAGAGGAAAUGGUUUCGACACGUAAGCCUUAAUUCGAGAUAAGCAUCUGCAGAUCCUUAUCUCUAGGGGCUAUACGCCGAAUUCAACAGAGCUGGUUGGCUGGUGGGAGCGUUUGGUUGAUUAAUGAGAAGAUGGGGGCGGGGCAUAGCUUGGGAAAUUUCCAACAGUAAUAAAUGUUGGCUCUGAUAACGCGGCGUUAUGGGAAGCGAAAUGCAAGGCAACGAUUUGAUGGAUGUCUUGAGGACAGCGAUAACUGCGCGUUAUUUUUUUUUUGUUUUUUUGACGAUGAUGAUAUAACUUUGGGGUUUGUGGGAGUGGGCGUUGAUGAUGAUGUGCAACGUGGUUUGGGGACGAACGGUGCUUCUGACAGUAAACGACGACGGUAAUUGAUUAGUACGUUGACAUGUUGAGCUACGAAUUUUACGAAUUCCGGGGAAUGAUGUGAUGUGUGUGUUGCGAGAUGCAAUCGCCGUGAGGUGUGGGAUGUGCUGUGCCGCCACACGCUAUGGUGUCGGCAGCCUCGUGUAUGCUGGAUUUUUGGUUUCCCGUCGAAAGUGAUAACCACCUCAUACCACUAUAUAUCUCUGCCUAAAUAGCAUCCCCAUUCCCCUCCAGGUCCUCCAAACUCCUUACCCCCAACUGCUCCA